This is a messenger RNA of Porites lobata, 2649 nucleotides long. NCBI's taxonomy places the organism in Eukaryota, Metazoa, Cnidaria, Anthozoa, Scleractinia, Poritidae. The record is from the annotation of a GenBank genome assembly.
AUGAACAUGUCAAAUUUGGCGGAAACGUGGGUGAAGCUACCUGUAGUGCUACAGAUUAAGUGGAAAGAUGAAGCUCUGAGAAUUAGGGAAAGAAAAGGUUUCCCAACUCUUGAGGAUCUAGUGGAGUUUUUUGAAAGGAGAGCUGAAGCAGCUAAUGAUCCAGUCUUUGGAAGGGUUGGAGAGACAAAGCAAUUAUUUCCAAGAAGGAACCCAAAAGCCAGUUGACAUCCAUUACCUUCGAGUCUUAAUGCGGUGGCUGGGACCAAGAUAAUGACAAUGGCAGUGCAAGUUGGACGUAGUGACUCACCGAAACCAGAUAUGGACACGCUGGGAAAAAAAGUGAUAAAAUUCGGCCAAAAGAUUGAGUGGGGGCGUUAUAGGCACAAACAUUUUUGGAGUUCUUGGGGCUAUAACUUUCUUUCCUUUAAGGGCAUGACACUGAAAUUAAUACAGGCAACAAUACUUCACUCCAGGAAAAUUUUGGAAUAGGCGUUUUGUCGGUAAAGAGUAAAGUGACCCUCUAGUGGCCAAUUAAAAAAUCAAAACUCCCAAAGACUUCUCCUCCAAGAGAAUUAAACCUGAAAGUGUGAUACUUUGCAGAAAUAUAGUGCGCAUAAAAUUGAAGAACUUGUCCGAUUUGAAAUCUCAACUUUCAUUUUUGUGACGUCACAACUGAUGACGUCACAAAAUGGACUUUUUGGUCAUGCGUAGUACUAACCCAAAAAAUGGAGAAUUUGAAAGAAAAACUUAAGACAAAUACAAAGUGAAAGUCUCUACUCAUUAUCUUCUAUAGUUUAAGAGAUAUUUGUAACAUUCCACGCAUAUUUUUAAACAAACUUUGGACACAUUUUGUGGCCGAUUUUUAGCACUUUUUUCCCAGCGUGGAUUCGAAUUCUAGCAUGCAGAAAGUAAUGUUAUGGCUGUAAGUCUACACACAAGGUAGAGCAUAUAAACAAAUCUGUACGACAGGGAAUAGUCUUCGUAAGGUACAAGGGACUUUGUUGGAACUGGGUACCCAAGGGACACUUUGUUAAUAAGUGCCAAUCAACUUUUAAAUGUAAACAAGGUGAACAAGCACACCAUUCCUUACUGCGCAAACCAACAGAGGAUAAAGAGGGAACAAUGGCGAAUCCAAAGGGAAGCUCAGGACCGAAAGACCAAGCUAGUGUGAAUGCUGUAACAGAUCAUCUGUUAACACUCCAGGUCCCACGUAUUCCACGACCUCAAGGACUAAGGUUUCAUUACAAGUUUUUCCAGUUAAGAUAACGAGCGAAGAGGGACACUGUUAUGUUACAACGUAAGCACUACUUGACACUGGGAGUGAAGAGACAUUUCUGUAAAAUGCUAUUUUUAAUUCCUAGCGUAGCGACUUUAUAAUCUCUUCGCGCGCGAGGCGCGCGCGUAGUCUGCUAACCGCGCGUGGUCUUAGCCAGCUGCAAAAUUCGAUGCGCCAUAAAUCUUUUCAUGAAUAUAUAUUCUUGGUGUCCGCCAAUGACGUCAUGGAGCAUUUUGCGUUUCCAGGCAACAUAGACUUUGCCGCCGAUGACCAAGGUUUUGAUGUGUUUAUUCAUCGUCUGUGAAACAAAGUUUACUAUCGGUGAAUCACGAACAAUUUCCCAUGCAAAUGAAACACAAGCACAGCAGGUGCAAAACCUCGCCCAGGAAGAUUUUCCACCGAAACUCCUCUGGAACGAGAACGCCGACUUCAAAUUUAACGUGAACAACGAAGGAGAAGACGUGAACAAGAAACUGCGGAGCAGAGAGAACAUCGCCCAGCACAGCGAAGGCAACGCCUUCAACAAGAGACAUGCAGAGGAACAGGAGAUUGGAAUCAGAGGCAUUAUGAUCUUUUCACACUGUGGAAAACCCAGAUUUCUCAGUUUGCCGGUUUCCCCGCCGAUAUAUAGAUCAACGUCUGCAAAGCUUCAGCUCAGUAUUACGGCCCGAAGUAUCAUAAUUUUCAGGCGAACUGCACUGCCAUAUUUGUUCUUUGUUUUUGCCUUUUUCUAAAUCCGGACGCCGAAAUAAUGCUAAAACUGCUUCUCAAUACACUGUUAACAAUAACACCACACAAUAGGCAAAAAAGAAGGAGAAGAAAAGAAAGAACAACGUAUGGACCUUUACGACGAUAUUCGUGGGUGGUCACCCAUCCAGUUCUUAAUCCCGACUGACAGGGCUUAACUUGAGUGCCGUUACCAAACCGAGUUUCGCGAGGGUUAUUGCGAGAUACGUAUUUCUAGUAACUUGGGUUUCAAGUAAGCAACUGUGACACUUUGGCUGAAUACACAUUGUCGGGCGAGUCCUGUAUUAAGGUUGGUCAAGCCAAUCGUCAAGUGAAAGCUGUUGAUAGCCGGGACAAUCGUACCCUAGUAAAUGAAAACGUUAGAAGUUGUAGACAAACUUAACAUCACAACAACAAGAGCAAAAGACUUGUCUAAAUGGCCUCAUUUAAAGGAUCUCGAAAUCGCUGACGUAGAUGACGAACAGGUGACCAUGCUGAUUGGAGAAUACGUUCCCGAAGCUCAAGUGCAUGAAAAGCGCAGAAGAGGGGGAUCAGUAGAACCGUAUGCUGUUCGCACUUUCCUGGGUUGGUCUGUGCUUGGACCAGUUGAUGCUGAAACAUUUUGCGCUCCCAAGAGAAGAAUGUGA